This is a messenger RNA of Microcebus murinus (gray mouse lemur), 1689 nucleotides long. NCBI's taxonomy places the organism in Eukaryota, Metazoa, Chordata, Mammalia, Primates, Cheirogaleidae. The record is from RefSeq and is a predicted model, not a curated record.
ACCACUGCUGUGCACACACGCCAACGGUCACCCAUAGCACGGCGUCCUGUGUUCAGGGAUGGUCACUCAACCACUGCUGUGCACACACGCCAACGGUCACCCAGGAGCACGGCGUCCUGUGUUCAGGGAUGGUCACUCAACCACUGCUGUCCACACACGCCAACGGUCACCCAGGAGCACGGCGUCCUGUGUCAGGGAUGGUCACUCAACCACUGCUGUGCACACAUGCCAACGGUCACCCAGGAGCACGGCGUCCUGUGCUCAGGGAUGGUCACUCAACCACUGCUGUGCACACAUGCCAACGGUCACCCAGGAGCACAGUGUCCUGUGUCAGGGAUGGUCACUCAACCACUGCUGUGCACACACGCCAACGGUCACCCAGGAGCACGGCGUCCUGUGCUCAGGGAUGGUCACUCAACCACUGCUGUCCACACACGCCAACGGUCACCCAGGAACACGGCGUCCUGUGCUCAGGGAUGGUCACUCAACCACUGCUGUGCACACACGCCAACGGUCACCCAGGAGCACGGCGUCCUGUGUCAGGGUUGGUCACUCAACCACUGCUGUGCACACACCCCAACGGUCACCCAGGAGCACGGCGUCCUGUGUCAGGGAUGGUCACUCAACCACUGCUGUCCACACACGCCAACGGUCACCCAGGAGCACGGCGUCCUGUGUUCAGGGAUGGUCACUCAAGGCUCACUGUUGUCCACACACGCCUACGGUCACCCAGGAGCACGGCGUCCUGUGUUCAGGGAUGGUCACUCAAGGCUCACUGUUGUCCACACACGCCAACGGUCACCCAGGAGCACGGCGUCCUGUGUUCAGGGAUGGUCACUCAAGGCUCACUGCUGUCCACACUCGCCUACGGUCACCCAGGAGCACGGCGUCCUGUGUCAGGGAUGGUCACUCAACCACUGCUGUCCACACACGCCAACGGUCACCCAGGAACACGGCGUCCUGUGCUCAGGGAUGGUCACUCAACCACUGCUGUGCACACACGCCAACGGUCACCCAGGAGCACGGCGUCCUGUGUCAGGGAUGGUCACUCAACCACUGCUGUGCACACACGCCAACGGUCACCCAGGAGCACGGCGUCCUGUGCUCAGGGAUGGUCACUCAACCACUGCUGUGCACACACGCCAACGGUCACCCAGGAGCACGGCGUCCUGUGUCAGGGAUGGUCACUCAACCACUGCUGUGCACACACGCCAACGGUCACCCAGGAGCACGGCGUCCUGUGUUCAGGGAUGGUCACUCAAGGCUCACUGUGCACACACGCCAACGGUCACCCAGGAGCACGGCGUCCUGUCACGCCUGACACGCACGGAGCGCCUCCCGCCGUCACGGUCUACAGUAGCCAGCAGCCGGCCCCGGAUAGCAGGGCCCGGGGUCCGGGGUCCGAGUUCCCCGUUAUCAGCAGCCGCGGGCCGAGAGCCAGGCCGGGUCCGACGCCAGCCCGGCGCAGCCCGAGCCGCGGGUCAGCAGGCGCGCAUCGCGUGGGCGCUGGACCCGCGGUCCAUCCGCGGCCGCGGGCGGCUUGUCCGGGAGCCCGAAACUCGGCCCGCUGGGGGAUGCUCCGGGGUCGCGCGGCCCGGCACCACGGCGGAUGGGCGGAGACGCGGCCGCCUGCCCUCGGUGAAGAGGAGCGAGUCGGUCCUGGAGGCUGAUCCUGAAUGGCCAGAGUAA